Messenger RNA from Stylonychia lemnae, 816 nucleotides. NCBI's taxonomy places the organism in Eukaryota, Ciliophora, Spirotrichea, Sporadotrichida, Oxytrichidae. The record is from the annotation of a GenBank genome assembly.
AUGUCUACACAUGGGUAAAAAAUUAGAAAGGAGAUAGUUAUCAGGCAAAAUAUAAAAAGAAAAUUGAGCUAAGCCGAUGCUAAAUUGGAAGAUUAGAUGAUGGUUAGUGGAAGCUUUGCUGUUGAGCAAGCCAAAUUUAUAUAAAUUGCAAUACGAGAUUGCAAUCAAACUUAUUUGAAUGAAAAAUACAACAAUACCAAAUAAUGUAAGUCUAAAGAUGAGAUUACUAGAGUUGCUUCAUUCCUUAAGCUUUACAUAAUCAAUCAAAAUUCUUUUUUCGAUGAUAAAUCCUUCGAAGAUGUCUCUGUGAAGAAGUAUCUCAAUACAUUCUAUUUGACAAGUUUCGAAUAGAAAAGCAUCUAUUACUAUAUGCAUUUAAGUCAAAACAAUAUUAUAAGAAAAGAUAAUAUGAUGUAUGGUUCAGAUAUUGAAGAAAAAUUUAUUGAAACCAAGAUUGAUCAUAAUGUAAUAUAAGAAAUAAAUUCAACGGACCCUUACAAUAAUGCUUACAUUGGAGUGUAUAUAUUUAUGGAUGACGAGGUAAAAUAAAUUGAAAGGAAAGUAUUCAAUGUUUCUGAUGCCCUUAAGAACACCGGAGGUUUUAUGUCUGUAGUACUGAUUAUAGCAUAUAUUCUUGUUUAUAAAAUCUAGCAAGCAAUCUACUAUAACACUCUUAUUAAAAGCUUGUAUAGAUACUAGAAUAUGCUUUCUGAAUACAAGUUCUAAAGAAAAAGUAAUAUAGAGUUUUCUAUUAAUAGAAGUCAACCAUCACAAAGAGAAGCAUAACCAUAAAGAAAAACAAUUGAGGAUAAAUGA